AGAGAGGUUAUCUCAGUAAUGGAACAUGAAGUUGUGGAAACACUUUGUAUGUUUGAAAGGUUUUUUCCUCCCAGCUUCUUUGAUAUCAUGGUACACUUGACAGUACAUCUAGGAAGAGAAGCAAGACUUGGAGGACCAGUCCAUUUUAGAUGGAUGUAUCCAUUUGAGAGGUACAUGAAAGUUCUAAAAGACUUUGUAAGAAAUCCAGCAAGACCAGAGGGUUGUAUUGCAGAGUCAUAUCUUGCUGAAGAAUGUGUGCAGUUCUGUAGUGAUUUCUUGAAGAAGACAACAAGUGUAGAAGAAAAACAAGAGAGAAAUACAGAGUAUGAGAACAGUUCUAUACUAGAAGGUCGUCCUUUAUCUGCAGGAACUGCAAUUACUCUUACUGAGAUGGAAAAGAACAUAGCCCAUCUUGCUGUCAUUCAAAAUAUGGCUGCAUUGGAUCCUUUUGUUGACAUGCACUUGGAACAUCUACAAGACACUAAUCCAAGGUGUAGACGUGAUGCAUCAAUGUUAUGGUCUAUGCAUGCUAAGAACUAUGCAUCAUGGUUAAAGGAAAAGGCAAGCUAUUUCACUGUCUUUUGUAUAUAUUUAGUCUGAUUCAUAUAAAUAUAAGUCAC
Molecule: messenger RNA, 620 nt
Organism: Arabidopsis lyrata subsp. lyrata
Lineage: Eukaryota; Viridiplantae; Streptophyta; Magnoliopsida; Brassicales; Brassicaceae
Exons: 3
Coding region: 19-600 (193 amino acids)
Source: RefSeq, a predicted model, not a curated record